This is a messenger RNA of Achroia grisella, 1461 nucleotides long. Its product is annotated as NADH-cytochrome b5 reductase 2-like. The transcript has 6 exons. Gene Ontology annotation, molecular function: FAD binding; oxidoreductase activity. Bases 198 to 1136 code for a protein of 312 amino acids. NCBI's taxonomy places the organism in Eukaryota, Metazoa, Arthropoda, Insecta, Lepidoptera, Pyralidae. The record is from RefSeq and is a predicted model, not a curated record. Gene Ontology annotation, cellular component: mitochondrion.
GUGUCUACGGAAUGCCAUACAUUUAUGUAAUAAAUAACUAGCAAGCCCCGUUCGUCAUAGUGAUUCAUUAGUUCAACGAGUAGAUAUUUUUACCUACUCAGCCAGCGAUCGUGUUUAUAUUGUAAUUAAUUUAUUAUAAAUGAAUACUUAUAUACCAACUGAAUUAUAAUAUCCAAAAAUUAAUAUCAGUAAAUAAGAUGUCUUUCAACAUUAAUUCCAAACUCGUCUUGCCCAUUGUAUUUGGAGUGGGUGCGGUGGUGGUACUUGCCUCUGUGAUUGCCAAUUGUGCAUGGGGCGGCAAAAAGUCAACAAAAAGUAAAAAGAAACUUGUUGCCUUAGUAGAUCCUAACACAAAAUACCAAUUACCUCUUAUAGAAAGAGAGGAAAUAAGUCAUGAUUCAAGAAGAUUCCGAUUUGGUUUGCCUUCUAGUGAACAUGUUCUAGGAUUACCCAUUGGUCAACAUAUACAUCUAUCAGCUAAAAUUGAUGAUGAUCUUGUCAUUAGAGCAUAUACACCUGUAUCAAGUGAUGACGAGAAGGGUUAUGUGGAUUUGGUUAUUAAGGUAUACUUCAAAAAUGUCCACCCUAAAUUUCCUGAAGGUGGAAAAUUAUCACAACAUUUGGAAAACUUGAAACUCGGUGAAACAAUUGAUGUCCGAGGACCAUCUGGAAGGCUACAGUAUCCAGGAAAUGGUGUAUUCCUAAUCAAGAAACUGAGAAAGGAUCCCCCACUCAGGAUAGUAACAAAGAAACUCAACAUGAUUGCAGGUGGCACUGGCAUAGCACCAAUGCUGCAACUCAUCAGACACAUCUGUCAGGAUCCAAGUGACUCUACGGAGUUGCGCCUGUUGUUUGCCAAUCAGACAGAAGAAGAUAUCCUACUUAGAAAUGAACUUGAGAAAUAUCAAAGAGAGUACCCUAAUCAAUUUAAACUGUGGUAUACCAUUGACCGGGCCAAUGAAGGAUGGACGUACAGUACUGGCUUCAUCAACGAAGACAUGAUUCGAGACCACCUGUUCCCACCAGGAGAUGACGUGAUAGUACUUAUGUGCGGUCCCCCACCGAUGAUUAAUUUUGCUUGCAAUCCAGCGCUAGAAAAGUUGGGUUACAAAGAGGAUUUACGUUUUGCGUAUUAAAUAUUUAUUGGAUUUAAUUAAGACACAAAAGUAUAGUAAAAAUUUCGACCGGUUUAUUGUCACAUAAUUUUUUUAAAUAGAUUGCCAGUAGUACUAUGUUUAUUUUUAUAUAAAUAAUAUAAUUUUCCAUUUUAUAACGUACCAAUAUUACUAGAUUGUAUUUGCCUAUUUGUAGAUUAGGAAAGGAGGAAGGAGGAAAGGAAUAGAUUGAUUAUCAUCAUCAAUCAUCAACAUAAAAGUAUAAUGAAUGUUCUACUUUCAAUAAUUUAGGUUUACUAACUUUAAAUAAAUGUAAAUAACUGUUUUUAACUUUCAAAAUGUGACU